Messenger RNA from Auxenochlorella protothecoides, 6372 nucleotides. Its product is annotated as Triosephosphate isomerase, chloroplastic. The record is from RefSeq and is a predicted model, not a curated record. Gene Ontology annotation, cellular component: cytosol. The transcript is spliced from 20 exons. Gene Ontology annotation, molecular function: triose-phosphate isomerase activity. Gene Ontology annotation, biological process: gluconeogenesis; glycerol catabolic process; glycolytic process. NCBI's taxonomy places the organism in Eukaryota, Viridiplantae, Chlorophyta, Trebouxiophyceae, Chlorellales, Chlorellaceae. Bases 1 to 6372 code for a protein of 2123 amino acids.
AUGCUGUCACCGGCCCCCAGUACCCCCCGGUCCCCCCAUGCGGACCAGUCCGAUGUCCUCUCCGCCGAGGAGGUCGUGGCCCGCCGGUCGGGGGACGUGCUCCUGCGCCACACCAUCCUCAAGGGAGACCACUUCCCCGGCUGCCAGAACAUGAAGCUGCGGCCGCUGGUGGACGGCGCGCCCAACUUCCGGCAGGUCCCGGGGCUCCCCGUGUAUGGCGUGGCCAUCCCCACCGUGCAGGGCCUGCGCCGGGUGCUGGACCUGCUGGGCGCGGCCAAGGGCAGGCGCCGCGUGCUCUGGCACAGCAUGCGCGAGGAGCCGGUGCUGUAUGUCAACGGCGCGCCCUUUGUCGUCCGCGAGGCCGACAAGCCCUUUGCCAACCUGGAGUACACGGGGAUUGACCGCGAGCGCGUGGAGGCCAUGGAAGCCAGGCUGAAGCUGGACGUGCUGCAGGAGUCGGCGCGGUACGGGGCCCAGAUCCUGGUGGCCGAGGAGGACGACCAGUUCCAGGUGGUGCAGGCCUGGCAGCCCGUCAGCGAGGCCGACGUGCAGACCCCCGCGGAGGUGUACCGCGAACUCAUCGAGGACGGGUACGACAUCGACUACCUGAGGGUCCCCGUAACGGAUGAAAAGGCGCCCAAGGGCCGGGAUUUUGACGCCCUGAUCAAGAGGUGCUGGAAGCCACCCAAGGGCGCUGCGCUGGUGUUCAACUGCCAGAUGGGGCGGGGGAGGACCACCACGGGCAUGGUGAUCGGGACGCUGCUGGCCCUGCGUGCGGGUCUUGCCGCCCGGGCGGGCGAGGAAAGGACGUCUGGGGCCGGGGCGAAGGUCGAGCCAGGCGCCAGGCCCUCCAUCCCCCGGUCCUUCUGGGACGGGCCGCCGCAGCAGGCGCUGGGCGCCCCCUUCCCCGACUGGUUUGCGGCCGCGCCGGGCGGCGCUGACGAGGAUGCCAGCCCCGCCGCCUCCCCCGACGUGGGCGAGGCGGAGCUCCAGGCCGGCAACUGGGGCGCGGUGCGCUCGCUCCUGCGCGUCCUGGAGGGCGGCGCCGCCAGCAAGGCCGUGCUGGACAUGGCGCUGGACGCGUGCGCGGGCAUGCAGAACCUGCGCACCGCCAUCCUGGCCUACCGCGACCGCAUGGCCUACGAGCGCAACGACGCGCGGCGCGGCGCGCUGCUCACCGUCUGCUUGGAGUACCUGGAGCGGUACUACAGCCUCAUCGCCUUUGCCUCCUACGUGGGCGCGCCGGGGUACGACCCCGGCGACGACCCGGGCUACGCGCGCUGCGGGGGCCCCGACCCCGUCGCCGGCCUGUCCCCCGCCGCCACGCCCACGCAGGAGGAAAGGGAGAUCGCGGCGCACCGCGCGGCGCGGGCCGGCGCCGUGCUGGGCCCGCGCACGCUGCUGAAGCAGGACCACUUCCCGGGCUGCCAGUCGGAGCGGCUGGCCAUCAUCGUCCCCGGUGCGCCCAACCUGAGGGAGCUGCCGGGGGUGGGCGUGUGGGGUGGCGCCAUCCCCACGCGCGAGGGCAUGCGCGGCAUCCUGGAGCACGUCGGCGCGGGGCCGCGGUCCAGGGGCAGGUCCGCGGGCGGCCAGUGCCGCGCGGUGUGGACGCUGAUGCGGGAGGAGCCCGUGGUCUACGUCAACGGCGCGCCCUACGUCCUGCGCGAGGCCUCCCGCCCCUUCAAGAACCUGAUGGAGUACCGCGGCAUCGGCCGCGAGCGGCUGGAGGGCAUGGAGGAGCGGCUGGCCGCCGACGUGGAGAGCGAGGCGGCGGCCCGCGCCGGCCGCCUGCUGGUCACGCGGGAGGAGGAGGGCGGCGGGCCGGGCGCGAGGCGCACGCUGCGCGACGAGCUGGUGCUCGUGGCCGAAGUGGCCACGCCGCGGUCGAUCGCCCGGGGGCUGGCGGGGGCGGGGUACCGCGUGACCCUGGUCAGGGUGCCCCUCACCGACGGCACCGCGCCCCUCAUCGCCGACUUCGACACCUUCUACUCCUCCGUGGCGGCCGCGGCCCCGGGCGACCAGCUCAUCUACACCUGCCAGAUGGGGGGGGGCAGGACGACCAUGGGCAUGGUGAUCGGGGCCCUGCUGCGGCGCGCCAUCAACGGCGCCCAGAUCGGCAUGGGCGGCGCGCAGAGCACCGACAACCUGGACGAGGACGUCGGACAGGCUGAGCCCCCUCCCGGCAGGCAAGGCACGCCCUGGGACCAGGAGUCGGCCAACCUGUGGUCUGGUGAGUACGUGGCGGUCCGGCGGCUGGUGCGCAUCCUGGAGCAUGGCGCGGAGGCCAAGGCGGCGGUGGACUGCGCGGUGGACGCGGCGGGUGCGCUGAUCAACCUGCGCACCACCAUCAUGCGCUACCGCCGGCCCAAGAGCCUGGAGCGCUUCUACCGCCCCGAGGUGCAGGCCCGGCACGCCGCCUUCCUGCGCGGCUCCGCCUACUUGGAGCGCUACUGCCUGCUCAUCGCCUUUGCGGCCUACCUGGCCGAGUGCCGCGAGUGGGGGAGGCGCGCCACCUUCCAGGAGUGGUGGGCGGGGCGGCCCGACGUCCUGGCCGCCCGCGACUUCAUCCACACCAACCCCGCCUCGGCCCUGGCGCCCGUGCCGGGCGUGCUGCCGGCCACGCCCGCGCCGCCCUCCACCCUUGGCGCCGGCCAGCUGGUCUGCCCGGGCCGUGAGGGAGUGCUGAGCCUGGAGGAGCAGCGCGCGGUGCUGAGCAAGCGGCGGGGUCAUGUGGUGGGCCGGCGCACGAUCCUCAAGUCCAUGCCCCCGCCCGUCCCCGGCGCAGGGGGCACCCUGGACGGCCAGCCGCUGCCGGGCGUGGCCGACGUGCGUGCGGUGCACGGUUUCCCGGUCUACACGCUGGGCGGGGCCAGCGUGGCGGGCCUGCGCGCCCUGCUGCGCGCGCUGGGCGCCUGGCGCGGCGUGCGGGUCGUGGUCACCGACCUGCGCGAGGAGAUGGCGCUGUACGUCGCGGGCGAGGUGUACCUGCGCCGCGAACUCGAGUCCCCGGCCGCGGCCGCGCACCAUGCGGGCAUCCAGGGCGACAAGCUGGCGGCGCUGGAGCGGCGCCUGCGCUCCGACGCCCUGGCCGAGGCCGCCGCCUGGGGCGGGUUCCUCCUGCUGCACCGCGAGGUGGCGAGGCCGGUGGGCGGGGAGGCGGAUCUCGACGGCGGCGGUGGCCGGCGCAUGGGCGGAGCCGCGGCCCCGGACGUCGAUGCCUGCGCGCCGCGCGCGGCCAAGCGCGCCCGGCCCAACGACUUCUCCUGCGGCGACAUCACGCGCAGCACCCAGUUCCAGCCCACGACGGAGGUACAGCCUUUUUGGGCGGCGGUGGGCCCCUCGGGCGACGUCGACUCGGGCCUGGCCACGCCCGCCGAGGUGUUUGCCGCGCUGGCGGCCGACGGCGCGCGCGUGGCGUACCGCCGCGUGUCGGAGCUGUCGCGCAACGUGGGCGCGGGCGAGUACCGCGGCAUCAUGAAUCUGUGCCGUGUACUGCGUGCGGGCGCCGACGCCAAGGAGGCCGUGGACGCCGCCAUCGACGCGUGCGGGGCCAUCGGCGACCUGCGCGCCGACAUCGCGCAGUGUCGGGCCUCUUGCGCCGCUGCGACGGACGACGAGGGCGGGGACGUGGAGCACACGCAUGCUGCGGCCUCGGCGGCGCGCCGGCUGGGCCUGCACUACCUCCAGCGCUACUUCCUGCUCAUCGCCUACAUGGGCUACAUGGAGGCCGUUGCCCCGCCCCGCGACGUCUCCUUUGCGCAGUGGAUGGGGGAGCGGCGGGAGCAAAAGUACCUGCUGGCCACCCUGGAGCUCGAGGUGGCCACAGCUGCAGGCCACGGCACAUUCUUCGUUGGAGGAAACUGGAAAGCCAAUGGGAGCACUGCAUCGGUGAACACGCUGGUGAAGGAGCUCAAUGAAGCGGGGAGCCUGCCCAAGAAUGUGGAGGUGGUGGUCGCUCCUCCCUUCAUCUUCCUGGAUCAGGUCCAGCAGAGUCUGCAGGCCCCAUUCCAGCUGGCCGCCCAGAAUUGCUGGAAGGGGAAGAACGGGGCCUUUACUGGGGAGAUCACUGCGGAGAUGCUGGUGGACAAGAAGGUGCCCUGGGUGAUCCUCGGCCACUCUGAGCGAAGGGCACUCAUGGGCGACUGCAACGAGGUGGUUGCCGAGAAGGUGGCGUACGCGCUGUCCAAGGGCUUGAAGGUGAUCGCCUGCAUCGGAGAGACGCUGGAGGAGCGGGAGACGGGGCACAUUUGGGACGUCCUGGAGAACCAACUGCGGCAUAUUGCGGAUGCGGUGACGGACUGGGGCUCGGUGGUGGUGGCCUACGAGCCGGUGUGGGCCAUCGGCACCGGCAAGGUGGCCUCCCCCGAGCAGGCGCAGGAGGUGCACGCCUUCCUGCGCAAGUGGCUGCGGGAGAAGGUGGGCGCGGACACCGCCGCUGGGGUGCGUGUAAUCUACGGCGGCUCCGUCACCGACGCCAACGCUGAGACGCUGGCGGGGCAGGAGGAUGUGGACGGCUUCCUGGUUGGGGGGGCGUCCCUCAAGGGGCCGUCCUUCGUCACCAUCUGCGGCGCGGCGACUAGCGGCAACGCCAGCUCCCUGCCCUGCAGCCCCACGGCGCUGGAGGUGGAAAGCGCCGGGGGGGACAUGGCCGCGGCAUGCCUGGGCGGCGCGGGGGAGGGCGCGCGCCUGCUGACGGCACUGUCGGACGUCUGGCGCCAGGCCGGCGGCGCGCUCGUCGGCGGUGCUGGGGUGGGCUCUGCUGUCCUCCCGCCCGCCAGCCUGGCGCUGGACGGCUGCGCGUGCCUGGGCCCCUCGCCGGGGUCAAACGGCAGCGCGCCCUCCUGGACCGCCGACCUGGGGACCGCAGCCUAUCUGGAGUGCCCGCGCCCGCUGCCGGGCCGCUGGGUCCACCUGGGCGUGGAGGGCUCCGAUGAUGCAUCUCUGGCCGCCGCUGUCGCCGGCAGGCGGGCUGGGGCGGCUGUGCCGCCGGCCGCCGCGCUGCCGUGUGUCUGCGGCGUGCAGCCCCUCAGCUUCCUGGCCCGGGAUCUGGCCGUGCCGGCCUGGCCGGAUGGUGAGGCGGUGACCUUUGUCCCCGGCAUGGUGCUCGACGUGGGGUCCAGACGCCCGGCCGGUGGUCGGGGGAUGAAAUCCGGCGGCAUCAGUUUGGGCCCGGGCCGCGGCAACUGCAGCGUGGCGGGUGACGACGAGGUGGGCGGCGCCAGCUGGCGCCUCGAGCUGGGUCUGGCGCCGCCCCACGUGCGCGGCGUGCGGCUCUUCCUUCUCGCCCCGCCGCGCGUAGGAGUGCGGUACGUCGCCGAGCUGUACCGCGAGGGCGAGGCGGGGAGCGCCCCGGCCGCGCUCUGCGCCUCCGCGCUCCCCGCCGCUGCGGGCCCGGUGCUGGAGCUGGACUGUCGCGCUUUCUUCCCCGCCGCCGUGAUUGUCGUGCGCGCGACGGGGCCCGGCCCCGCACCGGCCUUGUGCGGCGUGGAGCUCGUCGGUGGGCGCGAGGCGGGGGUGCUGCGCCGCCUCGCCGACCGCACCGCUUUGCUCGUCGUCCGGAAUGACCUAUCGUCCCAAGCGGCCUACGCGCCGCUGGUCGUGGACGGGCGGCUGGACACCUGCCUGCCCCGGUCUGUGAAUUCGGACGCCGAGGAGAUGACCUGGGAGCUGGACCUAGGCGGAAGGCCCCUGCCGCUGCUGGCGCUGGGGGUGAGUGCCAAGGCGGCAACGGCGGGCGCCACCGGUGCCGUGGCGGUCGAGGUGCUUGACGCAGGGGGCGCAAGCCUGUGGAGAACGUCUGUAUUGGCAAACUCCACUGUGCCGGGCAUGCCAGCGAUGCUGGACAUGCCACGCGGGCUGGCGGCCACCGGCGCAGUCCGGCUGCUGAUGGAUAGUGCCACCCUGCUCUGCGAGCUGACGCUGGUGACGUUGGCAGGUGGGGAGGCGGGGCUGCCCAUCGAGGCGCAGAUUGACUCGGAAGACGUGGGUGUCCUUUCGAUCGACGGCGGUGGAGGAGGGCGCAACCUCACGGCCGCACUCGCCGGCCGGGACUACCGCGAUUGCCCCGACACAGCGGCGGCAGGCGAGGACCUCGAGCUGGAAAUCUCCCUGGACGGAGCGUUGUACGGCACCUCCCUGGUGCAAAUCGUGACGGCCUCGCCCCUGACCAACGUGACACUCACCGACCACCGUGAGGGCGCCCCUGGCUGCGUGCCCAGCAUCGCCUCCAAUGACACUGUCCCUGCCGGAGGAGUGACCACCUGGAACUGCACCCCAGCGCUGGAGACCAGGGAGCUCGUCAUCCGGGCGCAGCUGGAGGAUGGCGAGGACACCCCUCGAAUAUGCACUGUGAGGGUAUUUCAUGAGCUUUGA